ACCACUAGGCAUUUCACACCCGCUGCCAAAACUACAGCGCGGGCUCCUGUAGAGAGCUACUCGACGAAACUUACCGGCCACCGUUCGCUUGAGACAGGACAUCAGGAUCAGAAGACAAGGGGUGACGAUAGAGACAGCUGGCCGGCCUUGGGGUCCCCCGUGUGAGCGAGCUUCAGUGACAAGCAUGUCGCAUAACUAUCCAGGUCAAGAGGAGUUGCGCUACCCUCUGUCAUACGGCAACCCGCAGCAACAGCAGCAGAGCAACCCUUCGGCGUAUCAAUACCAUCCAGCUGAGAAUAGAUAUGGGAAUCCGGUGCACACAGCGGAGCAGCAGUAUGACGUGGACUUCAACGGAGAUGUGGACUUGGAUAUGAUUCUCGGUCUGUUGAACGAGAACUCACCCACCACAGUACGACGCGCCGGACAGGCUGCCGCCGCCGCUGCCGCCGACGGAACGCUUUCCAAUCCGAAUGUAUCGCCAGAUGCUGCUAGCGGUGUGCCGUCUGGGCAAUUCUACAGUUCGGCAUAUCCCGGUUCAGCUGGCGGACACUCGUCGACCAACGUAGUCGGAUCCCUGUUGAGAGAGGCUGGAUACCGUGAUCCUGGGGACCCGUCCGUAGAUUCUAUUCGCAAAGCGGUGCUGAUGGGAACGUUGCCUUCGGACGAUGCCGGCCCAGGAACGAGUCAGCAAUGGAUGGAAAACAAUCGAGAUAGUGGCUUUUAUGGCGCCGACUUUGGACCGACGCCUGCCAGUCUUGGGUUUGAUACCCAAGAUCCUCCCGCUGGCCCACAUAUGAGGCAACAACCACCAGCGGUACGCGAGAGAUCGAAUGCCCCGCUGAACCAGCAUCAGCACGACCCAUCUGGGAAUCCUCGGAACGGGCUCCCCCCAUUAUCCAUGCGGAAUACGCAGAUGGGAGGUCUUCCGACACCGGCCUAUUCCGCUGAUACCUACGGACCGCCAUUACAUAUGCAACAGAGGGAACCGGAACAUGUACCCUACUCAUCGACGAUGGGGUAUGGAUAUCCGCCGAACUACUCUCGCCCGAUCGCUAAGCCGAAUACCCGCAGAAAGGCGUGUGAGCCAUGCCGACGAAAGAAGCUCCGAUGUGACGGCAACAGACCCGAAUGCUCCACUUGUGCCGCAUCAACACAAGGUCGCACGUGCGUCUACGCCUCCGUGGUGCCAACAAAAGGAGAUCCGUUCGCAGACGCUCAGGAUUCGGAGGAAAUCAUGCUGAAGAGGCGUCUUGCAGACAUGCAAGGGUUGGCGGAGAGGGUGGAAGCGUUAGAAGCAUCGUUGGCUGCUGCACGCAACAAGAACCAUCAAUCCGGGAAUGAGGACUGCAUGUCUGGAUCGGUGUCGCCGAAUUCGUUGACCUCAAAUAUCAAUAACGGAGCGGACGGUGCCACACCGCUCCAAAUACAAUCCAUGUCGGAGGAGGAAGCUUAUCAAAGUCCAAGCAUCGUUCUGGUGGAGGAUCGUGAGGCGAAAGCAUGGCUGGGACAGUUCAUCCAUCAAUUCGAUCAGCUCUGUGUGGACCCGCAAACGGAGGAGCAGCUAGAAAGCGUGUCGAGUCUGGCGCCUAGGCCCCAGCUCGAUAUGCUGCCGGAUCCGCAGGAACUGUAUAUCAACAAUGAUUUGCUGGAUUUGUACUUCCGCUAUUCAUCAUGCAUGAUCCCAUACCCAGUCAUUCACCCGGGAACCCUCCGUAAAAACAUGGCCAACACCCCUCCAAUGCUCCUCUACGCCAUCUACGCCAAUACUUGCCCCUACUCCACCGACACCAAAACCCGCAACACCGUCAACGCCUUCUACCGCCGCGCACGCAGCCUCAUCCUCGCCAAUCUCGAAAACCCAUCCAUUGUCGUGCUGCAGUGCCUGCAUCUGCUGAGCACCGCGUCGAUUAUCAAAGGGUCGUUGGAUACGGCCUGGACGCUGAUGAGCAUGGCGUGUCGGAUGGCGCAUUACUUGCAUUUGGAUCAGGAUCCUGAGGAACUGGGGUAUACGGAUUGGGUCGAGAUUGAGACCAGGAGGAGGCUUUGGUGGGCUAUCUAUGUUAUGGAUGCAAUCAGGAGCUCAGCGCAGAUGCGAUCAAGUUACUUCCAGCGUAGAAAAGCGUACACUGUCAAAUCGCCUUGCUCCGAAGGGCGGUGGGAGUUUUCGGACAGUGCAGGAAACCUGCCCAUUCACUUACAGGGCAUCAAGGACCAUAACUACAUUGCGUCGUGGACGAGCUUUGCGCCAAUAUAUGCAAAGGCGGUAACAUACAACUAUUCCGCGCUAGCCACCGGCGUCGAUCUCACCGUCUACGACGACCGCGCCAUGUCCCUCAUCGGCGAGAUCGAACACUGGUACCGCCGAUGUCCACCCACCGUCCAGUCCGUCCCGUUCGCCAACUCGUUCACCACGAACCCUCUCUCCUCCACCUCCGCAAUACCCUACCACGCCGUCAACAUCUACUUUUCCAAAAUCGCCACCAUAUGCGCCAUCCAACGCCCGCGCCUCAUCGCCGCCCUCACCAACAACUUCAAAGACCCACAGGCGGCCGAUACCAUCGAGACCGCGAAACGGGCCGCGGAAGCCGUUGCGCAUCUCGCAGGCCGCUUACUUGACGCCCCCAACCCCUCCGAACGCGACGAAGGCAUCACCUGCCACGCGCAACACGUCUCCAUCAUCCCCUCCAUGGGCAUCCUCGAAGCCGGGUUCAUCCUGAUCAUGAUGUCCGCCUACGAAGCGUCCAAACGCAACCGGGUGGAGUUCGAAACAGCGCAAAAAGGGUUGAGUGAUAUCGUCCGCAUGUUGAGAGCGUUUGGGAGACCGUAUUCGCCGCAGUUGGCAAUGGCGCAUGUCCUGGCGAAGGUGAAUGAGCGGAUAUUGGCGCAGUUGAAGGGGAAGAAACGGUUGAACGAGAAUGAGGGUGCGGGGACCGGUGCGAGGCCAACGUUUGUGAUUGCGGACGCGAGUGCGCAGAGGCAGCAGAAAAUUGGAUUGGGUGCGGAGAUGGAACGUGGGUUGCCGGUGCCGGUGAUGAAUGGGAGGAAGAAUGUUGCGGCUGGCGGGUGGGAGGGGGCGUCGGUGGGGAGUCACCAUCAGCAGGGAUUGAGAGGGCCGACGUAUCCCCCGCAGGUGGAUGCCCGCCAGUAUGGGCUUCAUCAGUAUCACUGAUGAUGCAGGAGAGGUGACAGACCUGUGGGAAAUGUGUGGGGACUCCCGUUGGAUGGGGAUACUUAUGGUACGGCAUUGUAAUUUUUUACUUGAAAAUCUUUUUUGGGUUUGGCGAAGGGACUAGGUUUGCUGGUGUACAUCUUCACUCCCGGUUUGGGCGUGCGAUUAUAAUAUG
Messenger RNA from Fimicolochytrium jonesii, 3344 nucleotides. RefSeq names its product fungal-specific transcription factor domain-containing protein. NCBI's taxonomy places the organism in Eukaryota, Fungi, Chytridiomycota, Chytridiomycetes, Spizellomycetales, Powellomycetaceae. The record is from RefSeq and is a predicted model, not a curated record. Gene Ontology annotation, biological process: DNA-templated transcription; regulation of DNA-templated transcription. Gene Ontology annotation, molecular function: DNA-binding transcription factor activity, RNA polymerase II-specific; DNA binding; zinc ion binding. The transcript is spliced from 7 exons. Gene Ontology annotation, cellular component: nucleus. Bases 185 to 3169 code for a protein of 994 amino acids.